Messenger RNA from Impatiens glandulifera, 1795 nucleotides. Its product is annotated as sugar transporter ERD6-like 4. NCBI's taxonomy places the organism in Eukaryota, Viridiplantae, Streptophyta, Magnoliopsida, Ericales, Balsaminaceae. Gene Ontology annotation, cellular component: membrane. Gene Ontology annotation, molecular function: sugar transmembrane transporter activity. The transcript is spliced from 18 exons. The record is from RefSeq and is a predicted model, not a curated record. Gene Ontology annotation, biological process: transmembrane transport; carbohydrate transport. The coding region runs from base 152 to 1615 and encodes 487 amino acids.
CCAUUCAAGAACACUCAAUAAUUUUAUCUCCAAAGAAGAAGAAGACGACAACUUUCCAAAACUAAAUCUGCUCUACUCUCUCUUCUUCAUCAGUACUACUUCACAAUUCCAAUCCACUGGAUUGGAAAGAAGAAGAAGAAGAAGAAGCGCCAUGAGUUUCAGGGAAGAAGGUAGUGACGAUGGAAGAGAUCUUAAGAAACCGUUUCUUCACACAGGAAGUUGGUACAGGAUGAGUUCAAGGCAAUCAAGUAUGAUGGCUUCUGCUCAAGCGAUUCGAGAUAGUUCAAUCUCUGUUGUUGCCUGUGUUAUGAUAGUAGCUUUGGGACCAAUCCAAUUCGGUUUCACUUCAGGUUAUUCAUCGCCUACUCAAUCCGCCAUCACAGAGGAUCUAUCGCUUACAGUUUCUGAGUACUCUUGGUUUGGUUCUCUGAGUAAUGUUGGCGCUAUGGUUGGAGCAAUUGCUAGCGGCCAGAUUUCUGAGUACAUUGGACGCAAAGGGUCUUUGAUGAUUGCAGCCAUUCCGAAUAUCAUUGGUUGGAUCACUAUAUCCUUUGCUAAAGAUUGUUCAUUUUUGUACAUGGGAAGAUUGUUAGAAGGGUUUGGUGUUGGGAUAAUAUCUUAUACGGUACCAGUUUACAUAGCGGAAAUAGCACCACAAAAUAUGAGAGGGGCGUUGGGCUCAGUUAAUCAGCUCUCUGUCACAAUAGGAAUAAUGUUGGCUUACUUGCUUGGACUUUUUGUUCAUUGGAGGGUUCUCGCAGCUCUAGGAGCUUUGCCAUGUCUAGUAUUAAUUCCUGGCCUAUUCUUCAUUCCAGAGUCUCCUCGGUGGCUGGCAAAAAUGGGGAUGACCGAUGAUUUUGAAACUUCUUUGCAAGUUCUUCGGGGAUUUGAUACUGACAUCACCGUUGAAGUAAAUGAAAUCAAGAGAUCUGUGGCAUCAACCAGCCGAAGAACCACAAUCCGUUUUAGAGAACUCAAGCAGAGAAGAUACUGGUUCCCCCUCAUGGUAGGAAUUGGACUGCUUAUGUUACAACAGUUAACUGGAGUUAAUGGUGUUUUAUUCUACUCUAGUACCAUUUUCGCAACUGCUGGAAUUUCCUCUAGCAAUGUUGCUACCUGUGGAGUUGGUGCUGUUCAGGUGAUUGCCACUGGAAUUUCUACUUGGUUGGUUGACAAGGCCGGACGUAGACUACUACUUAUUAUUUCCUCCUCCAUGAUGAUUAUUAGCCUCUUGCUUGUUUCAGUAUCAUUCUUUGUCAAGGAUUUGACUUCGUCUGGUACUACCCUUUACGAAGUAGUGUGCAUUUUGUCAGUCGUUGGAGUUGUGUGCUUGGUCAUCGGUUUUUCACUUGGAUUGGGAUCAAUUCCCUGGAUUAUAAUGUCUGAGAUCCUUCCAGUCAGUAUUAAAGGCUUGGCUGGAAGUGUUGCUACAUUGGGGAAUUGGUUCUGUGCUUGGGUUGUCACAAUGACAGCCAAUUUGCUUUUGAAUUGGAGCAGUGGAGGAACAUUUUUGAUAUACAUGAUCAUGAGUGUGAUCACCUUGAUAUUCACUGUUCUAUGGGUGCCUGAGACAAAAGGAAGGACUUUAGAAGAAAUUCAAUGGUCAUUCAGAUGAGCCUUUACUUUAUUCUUAUUGUGUUAUGUAUUUCCAAUUUUGCCCUCCCACUCAAAUAAUACUUCUUUGCAAGAUUCUAAGAGGAUUGGUAAGAUUAUGGAUUAUUGUAUUUAUUUGUAAUUUUGUAAAACAUAAUCGAUAAAUAUUUUCCAAUUUUAUUGGAUUCAUUAGAUUUAAUUA